AUGUAUCGCGCUUGGGUUAUCAUCACUUUAAUCCUCUCCGUUUUGGCUGUAACCCAGCCCACAGGCGAGAGCUCCACACCGGGCGGGGGAGGCUUCAGAAGUGGCCUACGCCGUGUUGGUUCCAAAAUAGGGGAAUCUCUUAAACACCCUAAAAGGGAGCUUUACGUGUGUUCCAAGGUUGAGACAACUAUUCUAAAGCAAUGGGAUCGCAGUAGAUGGCACCUUGUGGCGCAGUGUCCACCCCGAGAUGUCGGCAAACUCACCAAACCAAGACCCCAGCAAGACGGCCAACCUCCUCAGGAAAACCCACCCCGACGUGUUAGUGACGCCGAUCAAAACCCGGGUAUCGGUGUUUCAAGGCUUCCCUUGGACAAAUGCCUCGGUUGGGAUGAGCAAAAUGGACAAUUUACUUGGACAGCUGAUGGGAAUGGUAUUGAGAAAGGUCAUUGCUCAGAAUGCAAGGUAGAAGGGGUGCAAUCUGUAGCGGAAGGCGAGGCAGGGAAAGGGAAGAGGGCAGACAAGGGGAAGACAGCAGAAAGAGGGAUGUCAUUCACACUCACAUGUAAAUGUGACAGGAAGGCAGGAGAGAGAGGUAAAGCUGAUGUGAGAUUCGAGUUGGUUCCAAAGGUGAAAGUCGCGAGCAAUGGUGCGAUCAGUUGUCAUGGAUACAAGGACAACCUCCAUCCCAACAUUGAUUAG
This is a messenger RNA of Aspergillus pseudonomiae, 699 nucleotides long. RefSeq lists its product as uncharacterized. NCBI's taxonomy places the organism in Eukaryota, Fungi, Ascomycota, Eurotiomycetes, Eurotiales, Aspergillaceae. The record is from RefSeq and is a predicted model, not a curated record. Bases 1 to 699 code for a protein of 232 amino acids. The transcript is spliced from 3 exons.